Chrysoperla carnea is the source of this 2028-nucleotide messenger RNA. RefSeq names its product transcription factor Sp9 (gene Sp1). Gene Ontology annotation, biological process: regulation of transcription by RNA polymerase II. Gene Ontology annotation, molecular function: RNA polymerase II cis-regulatory region sequence-specific DNA binding; DNA-binding transcription factor activity, RNA polymerase II-specific. The transcript has 2 exons. The record is from RefSeq and is a predicted model, not a curated record. NCBI's taxonomy places the organism in Eukaryota, Metazoa, Arthropoda, Insecta, Neuroptera, Chrysopidae. The coding region runs from base 182 to 1714 and encodes 510 amino acids.
GUGAGAGUAACGAAAUCUUCUGGGAAAAUGUGUGGUAGAUGUGACUGAUUUAUUAAGUUUUGUUGGUUUUUUAUUUUUUGGACAUAGUGUUGUUUUUCUUUUUGGGUUUAAAAAGGAUUUUGGAUUUUUGUUUUAACUUUAAAAACAUUGUAUUAAAUAGAACUUUUUUUUGUUAAAAAAAAUGUUAACGGAUAUGACACCGACCGCCGGGCAACUGUAUGGUUCCCAAAUACCGGCAAUGUCAAUGAAUAUGAAUUUGAAUAAAUCAAAUGAGCACCCAAGUUUACGUGGUACACCAUUGGCUAUGCUCGCUGCUCAAUGUAAUAAAUUAUCAAGUAAAUCUCCACCACCGUUGGCAGAUGCUGCAGUUGGAAAAGGUUUCCAUCCUUGGAAGAAAAGUCCACAACAAGGUGGAGGUGGUAAUACUGGCUCACAUUCACCCGGUUUGUCAGUUAGUACAAAUUCAUCAACAAGUAAUACCGCUCCAACUUCUGGGACACUUUCGCUAGCUUCACAACGUUCGUUAGCUUCAGCAACAAGCGCAUCUUCAAUGGGUAACACAACAUAUACAACACGGCCAGUAAUGACAUCAUGUGCUUCGGCCGCAUCUACAGGCAGUUAUGGUAGUGAUCUAUAUUUUCCCGGUGCGACUACUUCACCGGCUGUAGCAGAUAACUCUCAUGUUCAUCAUCAUCAUCAAUCUUCGUUAUUAGGAAAAGUUGAAGGGGCAGCUACAGCCCACCAUGCAGCAUUAGGAUCCGUUUAUUCUCGACAUCCAUAUGAAUCCUGGCCAUUUAAUACAAUGUCAGGAGCCACACAUCAUAGUGCAAUUAAACCAGGCGAUACAGUUAAUGCCACUGGAACAUGGUGGGAUGUACAUUCUGCUGCAACAGCUGCUGGAAGUUGGUUAGAUAUGAGUGGAGCAGCUGGUAUGCAUGCUCAAAUGGCUGCAGCUAAUUAUGCAGCUACUACUGAUUAUUCAUCACUAACACAUUCGUUAGCAUCAAAUACAGCGGCUCAUCACUUAUUGUCCUCUGGUCAACAUUUAUUACAAGAUACAUACAAAUCAAUGCUUCCCAGUGCACAGUCUGUAGGAGCAUCCUUUGGAUUACAUCAUACGCCAUCAACACCGAGUCCAACUUCGGGAGCAACAUCACUUCCACCUCAAGUUCCUUCACCACGAUCACAGCGACGAUAUACAGGUCGUGCAACUUGUGAUUGUCCUAACUGUCAAGAAGCAGAACGUCUUGGACCAGCUGGAGUACAUUUACGAAAGAAAAACAUACAUAGUUGCCAUAUUCCAGGUUGUGGUAAAGUUUAUGGUAAAACAUCACAUUUAAAAGCACAUUUACGAUGGCAUACCGGAGAACGACCGUUCGUCUGUAACUGGUUAUUUUGUGGAAAACGAUUUACUAGAUCCGAUGAAUUACAGCGUCAUUUAAGAACGCAUACAGGAGAAAAACGUUUUGCGUGCCCCGUAUGCAAUAAACGAUUUAUGCGUUCUGAUCACUUAGCAAAACAUGUUAAAACGCACAACAGCAAUAAUAAUAAGAAAGGUAGUUCCGAUUCAUGUAGUGAUUCAGAGGAAAACAGCCAAUCAGAUUUAGCGAAUAAUGUGAAUUCACCACAAUCCAUAAAUCAUACACCACCACCGGCACCUUUGGGUAAUUUAGAUAUGUCCAGUUUGGAUGUAAAGCCACCAGGUCUCGUUUGAGGCCGGUGGGGUCCGACGCUUUUAUAUCAUCAAUAUCAUGCAUAAGGCGUCGGGGCCCACACACUGUAUAGUGGCUAUGUAGCGGCGCCCUAAUGUCGCUAAAAUCAUGUAAUUAAACAAAAAAUAUUUAUCAAAAGAAGCAAAAGUAUAGUUUUUAUUUGAAUAUCUAAGUCGUAUCACAUAAAUUAAAAUGGUGAUCGUAUUAAUUUUUUUAUUAAUGUAAAUAAUUAUUAUAAAUCUGUGACUUAAUAUUACUUUACAGUUAUUAUUUUCUUUUUGUUCUUUUUAUUUUUAUUUUUUUACUUUUUAUUUGU